This is a messenger RNA of Dreissena polymorpha, 808 nucleotides long. RefSeq lists its product as uncharacterized. The transcript has 5 exons. Lineage: Eukaryota; Metazoa; Mollusca; Bivalvia; Myida; Dreissenidae. Bases 16 to 681 code for a protein of 221 amino acids. The record is from RefSeq and is a predicted model, not a curated record.
GUUAUUUCAGUCACAAUGCGCACUUAUGAAAAGAUCUACCAAAAAACUGUUUUCUGUGGCACCCAUGCAGUUUCAAGACAGAUAUCUAAAUCGGCCGAAAAAACAGCAACAAUACAAAAGUACACUAUUCAUAACUUCUCACCAUUUGUUGGAGAGAAUCCGAACGUAACAGAGGCGCAUACAGAAAGACCAAAAAUGACCGGUACGGGAUAUUUCGUUUUGUUCGUUGUCUGUUUGUUAGUGUUGAACACGUGUAAAGGUGAUUCGUGUGCAAAGCAAAUGAUGAGCAUGAAACUACAGCAGAAGACGACAAACAAGCAGUUAGAGGAGAUCGGAAAAAAGCUGGACAUGGUUCUUAGCAUCGUCCAACAACUGCAGAAUCAGUCCGUGGUUGGGCCGUGUCAUGCAGCUUACCAAGACUUCACGAGUAACGGGAACCCCGCUUACGAGCCACGAUGUGACGAGGAAGGCUUCUUUCAGCCAGUGCAGUUAUACGACGAUAUGGCAUUCUGCGUGACUAGAAACGGCAACAGUCUGGGAUAUGAAGUGCCUGCGAUGAUGGCUCAUCCGGAAAACGACUGCGCGUGCGCUCUAGCUGGCCGCUACUCGGAGUGCGCGGAUGAUGGCAGCUAUCGUCAGUACGAUGAUUUUAUGGGCGGACGUCAUGAUGAUUUUUAUUAAAGACGUAGCAUAACAAAGAAAGCAGAGCAAAGUCUGUUAAUAUGUUUUGAUACACAAAGACUGUAGUUUUCUUUGCGUACGUUCAAAAUAAUGCAAUUUGGUAUGACCGUAAUAAACCAAACGUACA